CGGAAGUCACCUUGUUAGCUUGAUUAAUUAAUCGUUAGCAUCUUUGACAGCUCUACAGGAGAAGACAAAAUGGCAGCUAUGAAGAUGUGCAUCAGAAAGAGCAAAGAGGAAACUGCCGAGUGGACUGGGUUAUUCCCGAGCGAUUUGAAAACAGAGCAAGAGUCGCUGGUGUUCGUGAAGAGGAUGAUGGCGGUAGCAGUCUCCUCCAUCACCUACCUCAGAGGGAUCUUUCCAGAGGAUGCCUACAGGUCCAGAUAUGUGGAAGAUUUGUGCAUCAAAGUUUUGCGUGAAGACUGCGCCACCCCUGGUGCCAGCAAAGUUGUGAAAUGGAUGAUGGGCUCCUUUGAUGCAUUAGAGAAGCGCUACGUGUACACCAAUCCAGAUGAACCCAAUUGCAUCAUCGAGUCCUACCAGUUCAAAUUCAAAUACACUGAGAAGGGGCCACAGAUGGACAUACUCAGGAACAAUGACGUGGAGGCGCAGGUGACACUGGAGGACACCAAGAGAGCCUUGGUGUUGCUCAUCAGGAAGCUCUUCCUGCUCAUGCAGAACCUGAAUGCCCUCCCCAACAACGUGUGCCUCACCAUGAAGCUCUACUAUUACGACGACAUCACUCCUGAUGACUACCAACCACCAGGCUUCCGGGAGGGCGAAUGUGACAGCCUCUGGUUUGAAGGCAUGGCGGUGCACUUCAAGGUGGGCGAGGUGCAGACGCCGUUCCACACCUUGAGAGUGCGCGUGUCAGCGGAACAAGGCCGGCUGGAGAAGCUCAAAGAAUGGAACCAAGGGAUUGAGACCAAGCAGGUACCUCAGAGUAACCCUCCACAGAGGGAACUGAUCGAGGAUCCUCGUAAGAGAAUAAAUGACGAAGAGGAUCUUCCUUCUGAAGACGAGUCUGCACAGUUCAAGAAACCUAAGAGACCUGUGGCAAAGAGACUUGCAGCUGCCAAAACUCUGUUGAGGAAAAGAAGAAGAAUUUAGCCGUGUGAUUACACAAAACAAAAGCUCUGUCAGUGAUGUGAGCACAAAUGUGAGGUGUUUCUUCAUUUACUUCCAACGUUAGACUGUUU
This is a messenger RNA of Epinephelus moara (kelp grouper), 1070 nucleotides long. RefSeq names its product zebrafish testis-expressed 38 (gene zte38). Lineage: Eukaryota; Metazoa; Chordata; Actinopteri; Perciformes; Serranidae. The coding region runs from base 70 to 981 and encodes 303 amino acids. The record is from RefSeq and is a predicted model, not a curated record. The transcript is spliced from 11 exons.